AUGAAAUGUGGAAGGAGGACGGUACAACAGCCGCUGAUAAGAGGCGGGAAUUCGUCGACCAUAGGAGCGUGGCCCUGGCAGGCUGCCAUUUAUGAUGUGAAGAGGAAAGAUCUCAUUUGCGGAGGGGCUCUCAUCCGGAAGCAAUGGGUGUUGACUGCCGCUCAUUGUAUCACUGUCGUUGGAACCGUCAAUGCCCGGGAGUCCAUGGAUUUUCUAGUCUACCUUGGGAAGCAUUUUCGAGAUAAUUCCAAGGACGAUGAAUCGGUGCAGAUCAAAAAGGUUACUGAUUGGGGUUUGAAUGGCUCUGAUUAUCCGUCCGUCCUGACGGAGGUGGAACUCUCGAUCAUUUCCAAUCACCUUUGUCGUCUAUACGAUAUUCAGCGAACAGGAAAACUCGACUUCGCAGGAGGAAUCACGUCAAACAUGUUCUGCGCCGGUCAUCACACAAAUACUGCCCUUAAAGCGGGAGAAGACAAAUUGUCGCCGGACAAAAUAUCGCGGACAUAAUGUCUUUAGCCUGUCGCCAGGAAAAUAUGUCUCCACUGAAAAAAUAGUGGUUCUGGUAUUUCAUACGCAUAUGACUGGAGGUUGAACUGGGAUAGGCAUUGGGAGGAAGUUUCCUUCAGGAAAAAGCUGAGUACCGAGUACAAGCUAAUAUUAUUCAUC
Molecule: messenger RNA, 666 nt
Organism: Darwinula stevensoni
Lineage: Eukaryota; Metazoa; Arthropoda; Ostracoda; Podocopida; Darwinulidae
Source: the annotation of a GenBank genome assembly